AUGUCUGUGAAGGAGGACAAUUAUGCUUCGAAAAUAAUCUGCGACCGCUUUAACAGACACACUUCUCAUUCUUUUAAAUGCAACAAGUUCGUGCGAAAACCGAAUCCUGUGAAGAAGGUGGUAUUAUCAAAGAAUAUUGAAGCCAAAGACAGAAAAAGUUGUUCAACGGGUAUCAUUAACUCUACUCCGUGUGAAAAGAACAAAAUUAGUAAAUCAGAUUGCAUACUUGAUACAUCUAGAACAAAAAUCGAUUUCUGCAAAAGAUGCGGAGACGUGGAACCGAUAAAACCUAUUGUAGCUAAAAAAGAACAUAACAGCAAGUCUAAGCACAACUCUAUACAUCAGCACUACGUAAAUAAAAACUUCUACCAAUCAACAGAAUCUGUUCCAGAUUCUACGGUCAAAAGGGUUUACUUGGAUACAAUUUGCGAACAAUCAGAAGUUAAUGAUUCGAAAGACACAAUUUUCAGAAUAUACGAGGAAUCUUCAGAUGACGACUGUUACUUUGACCCUAACGAAAAGAACAACUUCGAGAAUUUAAAAGAGUUUCGCAGUGAAAACUUCUUCGAAUGCCACUCGGCAAAAUCGAGACUAGAAGCCAGUGUACGUUGCGACGAAAAACACAAGUGCGUUUACAGAUUUUACUUAAACGAACGACUAUUUCCUGUGCCGUUUAAUACAGAUUUUAACGAAAAUAUAAGAUGCAUGAGAUGUAAUUUGCCGUUGAAAAAUAAGCAGGAUCUCACCACAAAUGGGAUGAUACAGGCGAAAGUGAAAUUAGAUGGUGAAGUGCAGGAUAUGAUUCUAAUGUUACCAGUUAAAGAACACCUAAUUAUAAAAGAGAAAAGGAAAGAAAGAAAAAGAAGUACAGACCUCAAUUCGGUCUUUUUUGGAAUAGUAAAAUUGGAUUUCAACGGAGACUCAAUAUUCAAUAGAUCCUUACCAGAUGAUUCUUUGGCUUUGAAGUAUCAGAAGGGAUACAGGAAGUUUGAUGACCGUAAUGAUUACACUUAUAAUGAUACUGAUGAUAAUGAUGUUGUGAUUAUUUGA
Molecule: messenger RNA, 1050 nt
Organism: Leptosia nina
Lineage: Eukaryota; Metazoa; Arthropoda; Insecta; Lepidoptera; Pieridae
Source: the annotation of a GenBank genome assembly